UACACGUCCCCGCAAACCCCCCCAAGUUUUCAACUUAUUUUGCAAGCCGUCUCCCUCCUCCUCCUCCCACGUCUCCGCUUCCAAUCCAAUCGAACUCAAAUCAAUUCCCUCACGAAAUCCCCAAAAAUCCCCAAAUCCUCACGCGGCCACUCGAUUUGAUCAUGGCGGCCAACGAUCGGCUCUACCCUCCGAUCGACCCGUACGCCCUGGAGCCACCGCAGUUCGGCGACGACGCGGCUUGCGGAGGCGGUGGCGGUGGCGGCGAGGUUAGGGUUCGUGACCCGUCGGCGGUGAUGUGGGACGAGGAGCCCGAGGCGUCCCCCUCCUCCCCGGAGGAGCCGGUGACUGAGGGAACCCACACAUUUGAGCAAGGGCCAAAGGUUCAUCUUGCUGAAAAUAACGUGGUAGGCAGUGCUGGUGUUGGUGAUGUCUAUGAAUACAGCAGGGAAAUGACCACCAUGCAGGAGUUAGUAGAAAACACUUACUAUGAUUGUGCUCUUCGUGAUCAAACUGGCAUGUGGGUACCUCCAUCGGUUCCACCGAUGACAAAGCAUGACCACGAGGAGUGGCAAAAGGGCUUUGGUGCUAAUGGUGGGUACUUCGCUGAAGAAGAUUUGUGGGAUAUAGAUGAAGAAAACAAGGAGAUGACAAUGUGGGAUGUGCUUGCUGCGAUGGUUUCUGCGGGAAAAGAUAAAGUAUUGUCUGUUGUAUCAUAUGAUUUCGGAAGGCAAGGCAUGUCUCUGAUUUCACAUUUGCUUCUUGAAGAGGCUUGUAAGGAUAAGGCUGAUACACUUGAAGAUGCUAGUGUUGGUCUCGAACAUGCACUCCUUGAGGCAGAACCAACAGUCUGGCUGCCUGACAGUGCUGCUCCUUCUUGCAUGCUUUGUGGAGCUCGUUUUCAUCCAAUAAUUUGCUCCCGCCAUCAUUGUCGUUUCUGUGGUGGACUAUUCUGUGGUGGUUGCUCAAAGGGUAGAAGCUUGAUGCCUCCAAAAUUCAGCACUUCAGAACCUCAAAGGGUUUGUGAUGUUUGUGGAGUACGUCUUGAGUGUAUUCAGCCUUAUUUGAUGAAUAAGAUCAGCCGUGCUUGUCAGAUUCCAACAAAUGAUUUGACAGACCUGAGCACCUUGAGGUCGUGGUUAAACUUACCAUGGGCACGCACGAUGGAAUAUGAGAUAUACAAGGCUGUAAAUUCUAUAUAUGGAUAUUUUAAGGUUGGAAGUUUGAAACCGGAGAAGUCAAUCCCUGAUUCGAUUCUUAGACAAGCAAAAGGACUUGCUAUAAUUACUGUGGUAAAUGUUGGAAUGAUGGUCACAUACAAAAUUGGUACUGGAUUGGUUGUUGCUCGAAGGGCGGAUGGUUCCUGGUCACCUCCUUCUGCCAUCUCUACUUAUGGUGUUGGAUAUGGAGUUCAGGCUGGAGGUGAGUUAGCCGACUACAUCAUUGUUCUGAGGAAUACUGAUGCCAUCAGAACUUUCAGUGGAAAUGCACACCUGUCAGUUGGGGCUGGCAUUAGUGCUUCUGCUGGUCAUCUUGGGCGAGUGGCAGAGGCUGAUUUCCGUGCUGGUGAUGGUGGUUAUGCAGCCUGUUACACAUACAGUUGCAGCAAAGGGGCAUUUGUGGGCUGUGCACUCAAUGGAAGUGUUGUAUCAACUCGACAUUCGGCGAAUGCCCAAUUUUAUGGUGGUCCAAUAAAGGCAUCAGAAAUCCUUCUUGGUUCAGUGAGCAGGCCAGCUGCUGCCGCUACCCUCUACAGAGCUCUGUCCAAAUUGUUUGAGAAGGUCGAAAAUUACUCCUCUCCUCUAGAUUUCUGACACACAUUGUGUCCCCUGGUGAUUACCCAGUGGUAACUCUAGGUAUUGCUUUGUGCUCUCUGCUUACUCCUGGGUGGGUGAUUUAUCAACUGUACAGUUUGCCAUUCGUUGCCAUCAAAUAGAUCAUCUCUCCAGUGCCACAAACAGAAAAACCACUCUGUAAAUGUUGUAUAUAUAAUUGUUACGUUUGCGUGAAUCAUGAUAAAUGAAAAGAAAAGAAAAGAAUCAUUUGUUCUGAA
Molecule: messenger RNA, 2050 nt
Organism: Oryza sativa Japonica Group (Japanese rice)
Lineage: Eukaryota; Viridiplantae; Streptophyta; Magnoliopsida; Poales; Poaceae
Source: RefSeq, a predicted model, not a curated record